AUGCCUCUCCUACGGACAGUAGAGGUGAACGAAGAUACACGGAUCCUUGGCUUUGAUCCGUUGAUGCCUCCCGAUUAUCUCCAGCAACAGAUUCCUGCCGCAUCUACGUCCCUGAACACCGUGCGGUCCAGUCGCAAACAGAUCAUCGAUGUCCUCGAGCGACGGGAUGACCGUCUGCUCGUGGUAGUGGGGCCGUGUUCGAUCCACGAUACCCAAGCAGCAUUGGAGUUCGCUUCGCGGCUGCACAAACUUUCCAAGAGACUCUCGUCCAAUCUCUGCAUCGUGAUGCGAGCGUAUCUGGAGAAGCCACGCACCACGGUGGGCUGGAAGGGUCUCAUCAAUGAUCCCGACCUCGACGGGUCGUACAAGAUCAACAAGGGACUCAUGAUCUCCCGCCAACUUUACUCGGAUCUCACUGCCAUGGGCGUGCCGAUCGCCAGUGAAAUGCUGGAUACGAUUUCCCCACAGUAUCUGGCGGACUUUAUCUCCCUCGGAGCGAUCGGGGCCCGGACCACCGAAUCGCAGUUACACCGGGAGCUAGCGUCGGGCCUAAGCUUCCCCAUCGGAUAUAAAAAUGGCACCUCCGGGAGCAUUGGCGUUGCCAUCGAUGCGCUCCAGGCCGCGUCAAGUCCCCAUAACUUCCUCGGGGUCACAAAACAGGGGAUGGCAGCCGUCACGAGAACCGCGGGAAAUGAGCAUGGGUUUAUUAUCCUACGGGGUAGCUCCCAGGGUCCGAACUAUGACAAAGAGCACAUCGGCCGCGCGAAGCAAGAGCUCCAGUCAAAAGGGGAGCGAGAGAACAUAAUGGUCGACUGCUCCCAUGCCAACUCGCAGAAGAAUUAUCGAAACCAGGCUAUUGCCGCUCAGAAUGUGGCUGGCCAGAUCGCCAGUGGGGAGACCGCGAUCAUUGGCGUGAUGAUUGAGAGCAAUCUCAACGAGGGCAAUCAGAAACUACCUCCGAAGGGUCCGGAGGGGCUUCUACCGGGAAUUAGUAUUACUGAUGCUUGUAUCAACUGGGAAACAACGGUUGAGAUCCUUGAGAUGUUGGCAAAUGCUGUCCAGCAUCGACGCUUGGGAGAGGAGACGAUGGCUAACGACUGUCUUGAAAAUGUUGGCGUGCGGCUCGACAAUCAGGGCACUCUUUUGUCGACUUAG
Aspergillus clavatus NRRL 1 is the source of this 1155-nucleotide messenger RNA. Its product is annotated as 3-deoxy-7-phosphoheptulonate synthase. NCBI's taxonomy places the organism in Eukaryota, Fungi, Ascomycota, Eurotiomycetes, Eurotiales, Aspergillaceae. Gene Ontology annotation, molecular function: 3-deoxy-7-phosphoheptulonate synthase activity. The transcript has 3 exons. Bases 1 to 1155 code for a protein of 384 amino acids. Gene Ontology annotation, biological process: aromatic amino acid biosynthetic process. Gene Ontology annotation, cellular component: cytoplasm. The record is from RefSeq and is a predicted model, not a curated record.